AUGUCGAAGCAACAGGGGAUGUCGGACGAGCAGGGGAUGUCAGACGAGCAGGGGAUGCCGGAAGAUCAGGGGUUGCUGGGGGAACAGAGGAUGGCGGAGGAGCAGGGGUUGCCGGAGGGGCAGCGGUUGCCGGAGGGGCAGGGGUUGCCGGAGCCGGCGGACGGCAGCGAGCCGGAUGUCUUUGAAAUUGACCUCCCGAUCACUGUGUUGGUGCUGAGCGAUGAUGAUUUUCUCCAAGAUGACACCGAAGAGCAGGCGGCGUCCGUUCCCGAGGUGAAGCAGGAUGGUGAACAGGAGGUUAACACAAAUAAAAGUGAUGGGACACCUCUAAAUGACAGAAACAGUUUAAGGGUUUGUGUAGAAAACGAGAAUGCUUCAAAUAAGGAUAAUGUGAAAUGCUCUGAAGAAAUACGUGUUGCUGAGAUUGAGUGUAACAACACAAAAACAUUUUUAAGUGAUUCGUGUGAUUCAAGCACAGAUAAAUACAGUCAGAACUGCUCGUUGUCUACAUUGUUUUGCAAAACAGAGUUUACAGAGGUACACAAAGCCAACGACAGAGAAGAAUGUGAUGGUGAUGAUGGGCUCCAGAAGAUUCCUCUUCUCUCUACUGUUCUCGAGGGUGGAGAUGAGGCUAUCGAGACAAGCAGACAGGUGACAUUGGCAGCAAUACACAAACAUGGAGAGGAAUUUCUCAGUGUUGCAAGUGUUCCUUCUGAUGGCAGUCAAGAGAAACAACCAGAAAUCCACAAGAAGAUGGAGACAACUGUUGAAAUGGAAGAUCUUGAUUCUUCAAAGAAUGGAGAUAAAGAAGUUGAAAAGAGAAAGAGGAGCAAAUUUGAAGAAGAAAGUCUGAGUUCUCUUUUGGGACAUGACUUGAAAGAAGAAUCAGAAUUUACAUGUUGUUCAGUUCCACUUCAUAGUGGAUGUGCUUCAGAAGAAUUGCUAAAAAAUGUAGGGGAAACAGAGGUAAAUGCUUCCACUUCUGCUGAAUCAAAUAUUACUGGAGAGCAUAUUUACAAGACAUUAGCAACAUUUCCUAGAAAAAGAUACUGGCAACAAAAGGCUGUUUCACCUGAUGGAAGCCCCACAGAAUGCCAAAGUCUUCAAGGUUUAUCAUGGCUAAGUAAUAGUCUGACCAUCAAGCCUUUCUCUAAAGCAUGUUUUGUAAAUAAGCAUGAAAGAUUGAAGUGUAGGUUUUGUAGUUCGGUGUAUAAAAGUAGUGCACAUCUCAAGAGGCAUGUUUAUUCAGCUCAUAAAGAUAAGAAAAUACAUAAAUGCUGCUUUUGUAGGAGAACCUUUUUCUUUUCUGUCAACCUUAAGAAUCACCUUAAAUUUCAUAAGAAAAGAAGUAAGUUGCAAAAGGCAAGAAAAAAUAGAAUAAAUGUGAGAAAACUAAUGCAGAGAAGAUCUGAAGAAAGGAAGUCUGAGACUAAGAAAAAAGAAAGUAAAUAUGAUAAAUUUUUCAUCAAAAUUGAAAGGGACUUUACACCUCAGGACAUGCCAGUUAGUUUUUCCUGCAAAAGCUGUUUCUUUGUUUCAUCAAAUCCUAGGAGUUUUAUUAAUCACAUGAAAGGUCAUAAAGAGAGACCACCUUACCAGUGUCCUCAAUGUGAUUAUUCCUGCAUUAGCUUAUCCUAUCUGUUAAAUCACAUGUACUGGCAUGCUGGGUAUAAGCUGUACCAGUGCAGGUUUUGCACCUUUCUUUCAUUGCAUUUUGCAAGCAUGGUAAGGCAUAGCUACAUACACACAGGGGCUAAACCCUAUUUCUGUGAGUUCUGUGAGUCAGCAUUCACAAGCACUACUGGGUUAAAGAGACACAGGAGAUUACAUGCAAGCGAGGAAACAAGCCAAGGGCAGCAAGUGGGCUUCAUAAGUGGAAGAAAGACAGCCCAAAGAGCUCUGAAGCAUUAUACAUGUGAUGAGUGUAACACAGUAUUUUACAGCAGAGAACAUCUCAGCUUUCAUAAGAAAUUCCAUGAUCAGUUUAAGGCUACUGUUAAUGGUUAUGUGAACCAGAGCAAUGAAUAUCAUAAAAACAAAAUAUGCAAAGUUGACAGCAGUUCGCAGAACUGUUCUUCUCUGUCUCUUUCUGGUAAAGACAAUGAAUGUUUCAGUGGAGAAGUACUGACUUCAGAAAUUGACUAUGGGAAGGCAGGCGAGGUAUGGGACAGUAAGAAAAAUUGCCCUGAAAAGAAAUUCUCUGCAAACAGCCAUAGCAGCAAGAGCUUACCUAUUACUGGCAAUAGAUCAGAAGGUCCUCUGCAUUCUUACAAAAUGGACACCUUAAUUUGCAGAGAGGAACCUCUCUUUAACUCCAGGGACUUUCAUUCACAAGAUGAUAAUGUAUAUGAGAGAUGUAUGGAAAAUCUAGAGGAUACACAGCCUUCUAAUUUGCCUAGAUUUAAAACUUACAAGUGCCAACACUGCAAUUAUGCUACCGUUAAUUAUAGCAACUUUAAGUGGCACCUAAAAAUACACACCAAUGAAAGACCAUUUGUAUGUGAAGAAUGCAAUGAGACGUUUAAAACAUUGAACCAUUUGGAGACACACAGCCUCAUUCAUGUGAAGAAUAGAUACGGGUUUUACCAUUGCCUCUAUGUCGACAGCCAUUUAGAGAAUCUUGAAUUGCACCAUGAAAUGCAUGAUGGUAUGUGUCCAGAAAGACAUUUUGAUUCCUUGGAAGGUUCAAGCAAUGCCCAUUCCUUGCUUGAUUCAGAUGUCUCUGGAGUUCAGCCAGAUGUCCAGAGGGUUAAAGAAACUGAUAUGCUAGUAGGUCAGCCGCGAUUCUAUCAGUGUGUGGAGUGUGAGUACGCUACAUAUACUUUAAGCAAUCUUGAACUCCAUAUCAGAACUCACACAGGCGAGAAACCUUACAGCUGCAGUGUUUGUCAGAAGAAGUUUCGUACCUCCAGUCACCUGAGAAGACACACAGUCACACAUUAUAAUAUAGAGCAUCUGAAGUGCAGGAACUGUGACUAUUCAACAAACAAAUGGCUGUCCUUGAAACAGCAUCUGGCUUCACACUCCUGCAAGGAAAGUUCAUCUACUGGCUCUCUCUACCAAACACAAAAUCAAAAUCAGCUACCUUUCAAAACAUACAAGUGUGAAGAAUGUGGCUAUUGCACAGCCCACAAUGGAAACUUGAAGCUACACCUGAGAAUUCACACAGGGGAGAAGCCCUUCAAGUGUGGUCAGUGCGCUGUUGCUUUCCGCACAUCCAGCCACCUGAAGCGCCACUUACUGACUCAUUUAAAGUUGCGCUGCAGAAGAUGUAAAUUUUCUACAUUAGAUAAGCAUGCUUUCCAAAAGCAUGCAAAAACACACAUAAAAAAGUACAAAUGUGGAAAGUGUAAUGUGAUGCUGCCUACCAAGAAAAUUCUGGAAAAGCAUAAGCAGCAACAUACACUUGAAGUAUAAGCCUGGGAUUUGUAAGUCGUCACGUGAUUCUGGAGAGGUUUGCAUAUUUUUUUGUUGGUUUGCAUUUCCCUGCAGCCCCCAGAAUAAUGGCUGGAAAUGCAUCCAGCAUUUUGGUACAGAGUGAAACUUGACGUAUCAUUCAUCAGUUUAACCACUUUGUCCGUAUAACUUACUUUAUUGUUUAAAAAGUAAUUAAAAACAAAUCUCUUGAUUAACUGAAAAAAUGUUUAAAGUGAUGGAAAGGGGUUAUUAAGAGGGAAUAUAUGUUUUAUUGUGUAGUAAUAACAUCUCAUUUUGAAAUCGUCAAUGUGUUUGGAGGCUUAAUGUUACCUUCCAUCUGCUGAAAGUCACAUUCCCUAAUCCCAGGAUCUUCUGCCAUGCUUACAAGAGAAGGAAAAUAAGCUCACAGAGUUACAGAAACAAAAGAUUUGUGGCAUCACUGGAAUGUUUUCUGUAUGUAUAUAGGUAAAAGAUUUAUUAGGCAGUUAUCUUGUCUGUAUUUUUAAUACUUUGACAGAAAUGAUUGUUCCGAAGGAGAUGUUUUAUGAUGCUAAGAAUCAAUCUUCACUCAUAUGUAAAUGUGUAAUGUUAAUUUAGUAUGCAAUGCUUUAUCUUUUCUCAGGCUGGUAGUUACUGUGUUGUUUCUUCACAUAGAAAGAAUAUUUUUUGAAGAACUUCUCAAUUUAACCACUUGCUGAUAUAUUACAAAUAUCAGUUACACUGACAACCUUAGCAGUAUCUUGAACUACAAAAUUAAUUUUGUUGAAGAGGUUUACUAUGCAUAAGGACCACUUGUACCAAACAGCAGUUGUUACCUGUUAGAGUGAAAAAAGAUGGAUGCUUUUUUCCACUUUAUAUGAAAAUCUAGACAAAUCUUUUCUGAGUUUUACAGAGUUACACAGUGCUACAAACUGUGUGGAUAUCGCUGUCCUAUUCUCAAUGGCAUGGUUAACAGCAGUGUUGCCCUUUUGUGUAAAAAAAGACAAUUGCAAUUGGCUAGUGCUAACUGUCCCCGAUGUUAGUUCAGUCCAUGAAACAGCAAAGUAAACCUAUAGCUUAGUUUAGAGAAUGUAAACAUGAAGCUGCUGCUGCUUUUUACUGCUCUCAAAUGUAUGCUUUUCUUUAUUAAUAUAUAUAGUCUUGCAGAGGCUUUCUGGUAACAGGAGACAGGUGGUGGAAUCUCUCCCUCUUUGGAGAUACUCAAAAGCCAUCUGUACAUGGUCCUGGGCAACCAACUCUAGGUGUCCCUGCUUGAGAAGAGAGUUGGACCACACAACAUCUCAAAAGGCCCACAGGCAUUCUGUGAUCUGGAAUGCAGUUUUCCAGGAGUGGAUUGAAACUCACAAAUAGAUGCGUGUAUGUAGGGCUAGAUCAGUAAAGGUAUUUAAAGGAUCCAGUUCUUUGUAGCUGCAGUGAAAUCAGAAAAUACCUGAGACUCUGUACUGUGGCGGUUACAGAUCUUUAUACUGCAAGCUGGGAUGUCACCAUUUAUUAGUGAGCGAUCCAGAUCUUAGAAUGAUUGAACUGACCACCUGAUGGAGUAGUGAGAAAGAACGUUAUACCAAUAUGAAUAAAGAAAAGCAUUUUGGGGAAAUACUAACACUUAGAUAAGCAUGGAGGUAUUUUUACUUGCAUUACUGUAUAAUUCUGGACAUUUAUUUGAAGAAAACUUUGGGUAUAAAGGGAAACAAAAAGUGAAGAGAAUUCUAAGCCUGUUUACCAGAUGAGACUAGGAAAGCUAAGUCUGAUAGAGAAUAAUUGUUUAAAAGUAUGGUGUACAGUGAUCUAGAAGGGAACUAAGUUUUAAAACAUUUGUAAACACCCUAAGUUUCUUUUUAGUUAUAAGUAAGAACAGCAAAAGAUGCAGCUUGGUGAGUUUGUAAGAUUAGUUGGCUGUAAUAAAAAUAAACUGUUUCCUGACUCAAGGUUCCUCUC
Messenger RNA from Indicator indicator, 5352 nucleotides. Its product is annotated as zinc finger protein 420-like. Lineage: Eukaryota; Metazoa; Chordata; Aves; Piciformes; Indicatoridae. The record is from RefSeq and is a predicted model, not a curated record. Gene Ontology annotation, biological process: regulation of DNA-templated transcription. Bases 1 to 3417 code for a protein of 1138 amino acids. The transcript has 3 exons. Gene Ontology annotation, molecular function: DNA-binding transcription factor activity, RNA polymerase II-specific; RNA polymerase II cis-regulatory region sequence-specific DNA binding.